AUGACGCACACGAAUUUACGAUACGCAAAAGUGUGUGAGGCAAACAGGUUAAUUGUCAAAGCUGACACAGACCCUCUCAAAAGACGGUUUACCUGUCUGUCCAUCCUGUUUGACGCCAAAGAAGCAGCUGAUAUUGACCUUGAUACUCUCUUUAACCUUGCCCUUUCAGAUGGACAAGCUGCAAAAGAUGAAAUGCAAGGGGUGAUUGUUUAUGAUUAUGAAUUGAAUAUUGGGUGGGGAAAAUUGGUUUCCCUCCCUUCUCAAUCACUCCCUGCUUCUCCUCCAGGACAAAUGGCCAUCAGGAGUAAAGAGGGUGCCACUGUAAUCUUGUCUGGUCCAUCUGGUCCUCCUGUUACUUCUGUCCCAAGUCAGAAUUCUGAGUUGGUUCUUACUCCCAAUGUACCAGAUGAUAAAGGUCUUACUGGAAGUAGCUCAGAUUUGGGAUACAAUUAUGGAAAGUUCUAUGCAAUGGAUGGAGCUACCCAUGUGACAUGUGGAGUAUUGGCUGCAUACUUGUUGAAUAAUUUACGGGAAGGAGCUACUGACUGUAGUUCUUGUGCAGCUGUUAUGUUAGAGCUUGCUCGAGGAAUCUCCCAAUGGGCUCAUGGUUUCAAGAACUCUGUUAUUUUCUUGUUUAACACCAGGGAAGACGAAGGCUUAAAUGGAGCCCAUAGCUUUAUUACUCAGCAUCCAUGGAGUAGAAGUAUACAUAUGGCUAUAGACUUGGAAGCCAUGGGCGAUGGUGGAGCAUCUACUAUUUUUCAGGCGGGUCCGAACCCAUGGGCGAUUGAGAACUAUGCAUUGGUAGCAAAAUACCCCUCUGGUCAAAUUUUUGCUCAGGAUCUUUUUACAUCAGGUGUCAUAAAAUCUGCUACUGAUUUUCAAGUUUACAAAAAGGUUGCUGGUCUUUCAGGUCUUGACUUUGCUUAUGCAGACAAUACAGCUGUAUAUCACAUAAAGAAUGACAAGUUGAAACUUUUAAAACCGGGUUCCCUUGAACACCUUGGAGAAAACGUGCUUACUUUUCUUCUUCACUCUGUUUCAUCUUCUCAACUCACUAAAAUGGCAUCCAAUAACAAAAAUCAACAUGAUCCCGCCAUAUAUUUUGACAUUUUGCAUCCUGAUCUCAUCAUUGUAGAUUUCACUGUACCUAAUGCUGUAAAUGAUAAUGUCGAAUUGUAUUGUAAAACUGGAGUGCCUUUUGUGAUGGGAACUACUAGUGGAGAUAGGGAUCUUUUGUAUAAAACUGUGGAGGAAGGAAAGCUUUAUGCAGUCAUAUCUCCUCAAAUGGGAAAACAGGUUGUGGCAUUUCUUACAGCUAUGGACAUAAUGUCCAAGCAAUUUCCUAGAGCAUUCUCUGGACAUACCCUAGAGGUGUUGGAAUCUCAUCAAUCAACAAAGCUGCACACAUCUGGAACAGCAAAAGCCAUUUCAUGUUUCCAGAAACUUGGAGUUUCCUUUGACAUAGAUGAGAGGAGCAUCUUAAUGUAUCAUCUCACAUCUCCUGAUGGAACAGUUUCAUUUGAGUUUCAGCACAGUUUUUGUGGGAGAUCAAUUUAUGCAGAGGGUGCUAUUGAUGCUACACUUUUUUCUCGCUAA
Molecule: messenger RNA, 1599 nt
Organism: Lactuca saligna
Lineage: Eukaryota; Viridiplantae; Streptophyta; Magnoliopsida; Asterales; Asteraceae
Source: the annotation of a GenBank genome assembly